Messenger RNA from Peronospora farinosa, 933 nucleotides. Lineage: Eukaryota; Oomycota; Peronosporomycetes; Peronosporales; Peronosporaceae. The record is from the annotation of a GenBank genome assembly.
AUGGCGUCUACUGCACCACAAAAUAUCGAGAAACUUCAAGAACAAAUUCAGAAAGGCACCGAAGAAACGAAAACGUAUUUAACUUCCCUCAAGGAAAAGUUGGCCGAAUAUGACGCUCAAUAUAACGUGUCGGAAACUGCGAGUUCGUAUCUUCAGGCGGCUAUUGAACGCACGCACAAGUCGGUGGAUGAGCUGAAGGAAUUAGGUGAAACACUCAAGGAAAAGUCCAAGAACACGUCGGCACCGGUUGUGGAUGUAGCCAAGGCCUCGUUCAAUAAGGUGCAGUCGGCAUUGGACGGUCUCAAGGAACGUGGCCGCAGCUACGACGACCAGUUUCGUGCCAGUGUCACAAGCUCUGUAGACUCGGUCAAGGGCGGCGUCUCGUCCGUGUCGACGUCCAUCGAGUAUAUUGUGGAGGCUACACGUGAGCGUAGCAGCUCGAGCUUUGAGCAGCUCAAGGAGACGCUCUUUAGUGCUGGGUACGGUGCCUACGUAGUCGCUGGUAGCGUCGUGGGCAAAGCUGAGGAGCUUGACGGCCACUACGGUGUCGUGGACACAGUCUCGGGGGUAGUAAGUGCCGUAGCCGGCAAGGUGACGGAUUUGGACCGCGCGCUGGGCGUGUCGGCCACGGCCAUGAAGGUGGAUGAAAAAGUGACGGGCGGCAUUGGAACGGACCUUUUGAACAAGGGUGUCGUCUUUGUCAAUAAUUCGAUGGAGUACGUAACCGGCGCGCUGCAGCAAGCCAAGAUGGCAGCAACUGAAGAGUCAAACGAGAAGGCGCCCAAGACGAUUGAUGACGCCACGCCCAAGACGGUUGAUGAUGCCACACCCAAGACGGCUGAUGAUGCCACACCCAAGACGGCUGAUGAUGCCACACCCAAGACGGCUGAUGACACCACGGAGGUGACCAAGACAAGCCCGAAGGACGCUUGA